Messenger RNA from Closterium sp. NIES-65, 1179 nucleotides. NCBI's taxonomy places the organism in Eukaryota, Viridiplantae, Streptophyta, Zygnematophyceae, Desmidiales, Closteriaceae. The record is from the annotation of a GenBank genome assembly.
AUGGCCACCCCCAAUGUUCUGACUUUUGACGCUGAGGGGAGGGCCAUUGACUUUGCCGUCUGGAUUGAAGACCUGCAGCUGUACUUACUGUGUGAUGCGAUCGAUGAGGUCUCUCUCUUUGACUUUGUCUCUGGCGCUGUCCCUGCCCCUCCUGCUGAUGCUGACUCUGCCGUUCGCUCCAAGUGGGCGACCCGCGAUGCUGCUGCACGUCUUGCUGUGCGUCGCCACCUCCCUUCCUCCGAGCGUGCCCACUUAAGUCAGUGCAAGACCGCUCAGGCCUUGUACGACGCUGUAGUUGCACGCUACUCCUCCCCUUCCUCCGCUACACUUAGCCGCCUCAUGCUACCGUUUCUCUUCCCUGACCUCGCUUCCUUUCCCACUGUCGCUGACCUCGUUACCCACCUCCGCGCUAGUGACACGCGCUACCGAGCUGCGCUUCCUGCUGAGUUCCGCGCCGCAAACCCUCCUCCCAUGUACAUCACUCUCUACUUUCUCGUCACCCAUCUCCCUGAGUCCCUUCGUGUCGUUAGGGACCAGUUUCUCUCUGUCUGUCCCACCACCCUUACUGUCGACCUCCUUGAGGAGUCCCUGCUAGCGGCUGAGAAGAGCAUCGUCGCAGUAGGGGCCUCUCGGGGUGACCCUCGCACCCCCAUCUUUGAGGGGUGUUCUCCUUCCCCCCUACUGCCCUCUGUCGCCUCUGCCGCUGCGGCCGACCUCGCUGGUUUUGAGUCGGUCGGUGCGGCGUCUGCCCCCAGUGGUAGACGCCGCGCUGGCAAGGGCAAGGGGGGCAAGGGAGCGGGUGGAGCUAGAGGGGGCAGUGGUGGAGGAGGUGGGGGUGGCGGGGGGAGUGGGGGUGGCGGUGGAGGUGGUGGCGGGAGUGGAGGUACUGGUGGCGGAGGCGGAGGCGGAGGUGGCGGCGGAGGCGGUAGCGGAGGAGGCGGUGGGAGCGGCGGGGGCGAGGGUGCCGGUGGGGGCGAUGGCGGUGGAGACGGGAGUGGCAGUGGAGGCGGGGGUGGCGGUGGUGGCGGGGGUCGGAGUGGCUCGUCCCAGCGGAGCAGCUCUGGAGGUGGUCAGCGCCAGCAGCAGCAGCAGCAGCAACCGCAGCAGCAGCAGCAGCAGCCACAGCAGCAGCAGCGCUCUCGCGCCGUCCCCGCCCCUCAGCAGCUCCGUGAGUGGUAG